AUGAAGCCCCCCCCUUCACCAGCCCCCCCUGGUGGUGAGAGACACCCCCCCAGCAGCACCCAAAUUUGGGGGGCUGGCGGGCAGCCCCCCAACCCCACCAGCAUCUCCCGGAGCCUCCCGCUGCACCGCCAGGAGCGAGAAGCCUUCUUCAGCCUGUUGGAAGACAAUGUGGUGAAGGAGUUCCUGUCGAUGGAUGUCUGCUGCAGGAUUUCUGAUAAAUACCUGCUGGCGAUGGUGCUGACGUACUUCAAGCGUGCUGGCUUGCCCACCAGCGAGUACACCCGCCUCAACCUCUUCACUGCCCUGUACCUGGCGAACGACAUGGAGGAGGACGAGGAGGAGCACAAGUACCAGAUCUUCCCCUGGGCACUGGGCCGCCGCUGGCGUCAGCUCUUCCCUCGCUUCCUCCGCCGCCGCGACCGUCUCUGGGCCCGCAUGAGCUACCGGGCGGCCGUCAGCCGGCACUGCUGCGAGGAGGUGAUGGCGGCGGAACCCUCGCACUGGGCCUGGCUGCGGGAGCGGCCCCCCCCCCACAGCGGGGCCACCCGGCCCUACAGCGGGGCCCCCCCCCGCCCCCCCACCUGCCUGCGCUGUGCCUGCCCCCCUGCCUGCGCCCAGGAGGAGGAGGAGGAAGAAGAUGGAGCCGCCCAGGCCAGGGACGGCUUCAUCCUGCGGCCCCGCCGCUGCCGGAGUAUGGCCCUGCUCCCCGACUGCCCCAAAACGCGCUGA
Haliaeetus leucocephalus (bald eagle) is the source of this 729-nucleotide messenger RNA. RefSeq names its product speedy/RINGO cell cycle regulator family member C (gene SPDYC). The transcript has 5 exons. Bases 1 to 729 code for a protein of 242 amino acids. Gene Ontology annotation, biological process: positive regulation of cyclin-dependent protein serine/threonine kinase activity. The record is from RefSeq and is a predicted model, not a curated record. Gene Ontology annotation, molecular function: protein kinase binding. NCBI's taxonomy places the organism in Eukaryota, Metazoa, Chordata, Aves, Accipitriformes, Accipitridae.